This is a messenger RNA of Abrus precatorius (Indian licorice), 580 nucleotides long. RefSeq lists its product as uncharacterized. The transcript has a single exon. Lineage: Eukaryota; Viridiplantae; Streptophyta; Magnoliopsida; Fabales; Fabaceae. Bases 65 to 403 code for a protein of 112 amino acids. The record is from RefSeq and is a predicted model, not a curated record.
UAAUCAAAAACUGUGUCUGUGUUUGUUUGCACCUUGUGUGCGAGUGUGUGAGUUCUUUGUCGACAUGAGCACACUCGUCCGCAACACCACCCUCACUUUCAGCCGCAGAUCAAGAUAUGAGCUUCUGGGUCUUCAAACCAAAGAUAAGAUGCUCAAAUCCAUCAGUUAUAGACGCAGAAGGGCCAAGCAAAGGCAAAUCUUUCUCACAACCUACAAACUUUCUUCCUUGGAUAAUACUUUUGGAGAGCCCAAAAGGCCCAAACUCAAGAAGGUUGCUGUUAAGGUCAAGAAAAUUGUAGCUUCAGUUUUGAUGUUUAUGCGAACCGGUUCUUUUAGAUCGUGCUAUUCUAGGUCUGCUAUUUCUGCCACCUCUUCACCAUCGCCAAAUAGGAAGAUCUUUUAGGAUGAUUUUAUUUCUCUCUUGCCUGUGUUCUUGAGUAUAUUUAGGUGGUUGAUGAUGAGAGCUUGAGAAUGAUUAUCAAAUAAAAUAUUGUGUAUAUAAUGCUUAAUCUAAUGUCUACUUCGCUACUCCACUACUUUCACCACUUGCUAUAACUAGCUAUCAGAUAAAUAACAUGCC